Messenger RNA from Prunus armeniaca (apricot), 345 nucleotides. NCBI's taxonomy places the organism in Eukaryota, Viridiplantae, Streptophyta, Magnoliopsida, Rosales, Rosaceae. The record is from the annotation of a GenBank genome assembly.
AUGGUAGUGGUGGUGGUGAUGGAGGUGGUGGUGAAAGAGAUGGAGGUGAAGGUGGUGGUGGUGGAGGUGGUGGUGGUGAAAGUGGAGGUGGUGGUUGUGGUAGUGUUGGUGGUGGGGAUGGCAGUUGUGGAGGUGGAGGUGGUGGUAGUAGAGGUUGAGGAGAAGGUGGUGGUUGCGGUGGUGGUGUUGGUGGCGGAGGUAGUGGUGGUGGUAGUGGAGGUGUAUGGAGAGGUGAUGCUUUGUGGUGGUUGUGGUGGUGGGGGCAGUUGCAGUGGCUGUGGUGGUGGUGGUGAGGUUGGUGAAGGUGGUGGUGGUGGAGGUAGAGGUGUCAUUUUUAAAAAUUAA